AUGCGCGGCGCGCGGCUAGGCGGAAGCGACGGCAAGGGGGAGAAACCGGGGAAGAUCGUUGUUGAACAUAAAAUGUUGAGAGGCUAUUUCUUACAAUUUCUAAUAAGUAGAGCUGUGCGGUUGAAAUUUAAACGCUGCGAAUUGACCCCCACUCCGGCAGGCCAGAGGCUUGCAUCCGACGUUAUGUAUCGCGAAGAAAAUUACGCGAAAAAUAAUGUUAACGGCAUCACUGCAGGUAAACACAACAACACAUUCAUCUUUGGUGACUUCAAUUUGCCAGACAUAUCAUGGCCUCUAGAUACUAACAGAAUUUAUAGUGGUUCGUCGCAACUUUUGGUUGAAUUGCUAGUGAACAGUCACUUAAACGAAAUGGUUUCGCAACCAACCAGAUAUAGAUCUAACCAGGAGCCCUCCACUCUAGACUUUAUAAUCUCCUCCGACAGUAGUUCUCUUGUCAACUUAGAAUACCUCGACCUCAUUGUUAAGAGGACAGCAACAGAUUAUAAAGCAAUAAAUCAAAAUUUAAACAAGAUAGCUAUGGUUUCCAUGUUGUCCCAUGCAUCAGUUGCCGACAAUUGGAAUCUUUUAAAAAAAAAGUUGUUCAACACCGUGGAACGUAAUACAGCCACUUUUAGUAGCAAGAUAUCUUCUAAAAAUCCUUGGAUUAAUAAUGAAAUUUUAAAGUUAAUUAGAAAAAAAAAAGAACACAGGCGAGCUUUUAAGAGAUCGGUUUCUGAGGUUGACUACAAGGCUCACAGAAAGUUUUCUAACCUUUCGCUCACUAUUAAAGACGCCAGGAUUAAAUAUGAAUCCAAAAUAGCUGAUGCCAACGUUCGCACCAAGAUCUCGGGUCCAGUUGGAACCUUACAAGUUAGAGACUCGUCUGGCGCUGUCGUCGAUAAUAGUGUUGAGGUGGCCAACAUUUUUGCUGACACUUUCUCAGCAGUAUUCACAAACGAACCGCCAUCAAAUCAACUGCCUCACUUGGCUAGUUUACCAAUCACCACAUUUAUUAGCGAUGUUGAUUUGUCUGAAUUCAUGAAAAAGUUGUGCAGACACUCUGAAUGGCCCCAUCACAUCAGUCUUCUAUUCACCCAGUCAUUUAGAUCAGGAGUAUUGCCACCUGACUGGCAAACAUCCACUGUACGACCUAUUUUUAAGAAAGGCAACAAAUUUGAUGCCAGCAACUACAGGUUUAUUAGUCUGACGUCCAUUGUUGUCAAAAUUAUGGAGUCGAUUAUAUACGAUCAGUUGAUUAAUUUUCUGUUAGAUCAGAACUUAAUUCCACCCGAACAGCACGGCUUCCUCCCCGGGAAAUCGAUCCAUUCGAAUCUCCUCUGCUGUCUGGCAGACUGGACAAAAGAGGUUGAUUGCGAGAGUUCUAUUGAUGUCAUCUAUUUGGACUUUUCCAAGGCGUUCGAUAGGGUCCCUAAACGUCGAUUGUUGUAUAAACUUCAGCGUCUUGGCGUACGUGGCAGUCUCAUCAAGUAG
Messenger RNA from Zophobas morio, 1491 nucleotides. RefSeq lists its product as uncharacterized. Lineage: Eukaryota; Metazoa; Arthropoda; Insecta; Coleoptera; Tenebrionidae. The transcript has 5 exons. The record is from RefSeq and is a predicted model, not a curated record. Bases 1 to 1491 code for a protein of 496 amino acids. Gene Ontology annotation, molecular function: catalytic activity.